AUGGAAAUUUUCACGUCAACAAACUGGACCAUGGACAACCCAUCACCUGCUUGUGAAUGCAGCUGUAAUGGCAAAAAGAAGAUGCUUCCAGAAUGCCCUGCUGGUGCAGGUGGACUGCCACCUCCUCAGAUUAAGAUGAGUGAAACUGAGACCCUCCAGAACCUGACGGGACGAAACAUCUCAGACUAUCUCGUGAAGACCUAUGCACAGAUCAUUGGGAAAAGGUAUGGCCUGAUAAUAUGGGUGAAUGAAUUCAGAUAUGGAGGAUUUUCAUUGGGAGCUAGAAGCACUCAGGUACUUCCUCCUGCUGAAGAGAUCGACGACGCCAUCUCCAGAGUCAGGGAAAUCUUCCAACUGGGGAAGGACUCAGGAUCAGCGGCCGACCGUUUUUUAAAAAGCCUGUCUGGCUUCAUCAAUGGGCUGGACACUAAGAAUAAUGUCAAGAUAUGGUUCAAUAACAAGGGCUGGCACAGUAUUGGAGCCUUCCUCAAUGUAAUGAACAAUGGUAUCUUGCGUGCCAACUUACAACCUGGCAGAGACCCCCAUCAGUUUGGCAUCACUGCGUUUAACCAUCCGCUCAAUCUGACCAAGGAACAGCUUUCUCAAGUGGCCCUAAUGACCACCUCAGUGGACGUGCUGGUUUCCAUCUGUGUGAUCUUCGCCAUGUCCUUCGUCCCCGCCAGCUUCGUUGUCUUCCUCAUUCAGGAGCGAGUGAAUAAGGCCAAGCACAUGCAGUUUAUCAGCGGAGUGCAGCCAUACCUCUACUGGCUGGCCAACUUUCUCUGGGAUAUGUGCAAUUAUGUAGUUCCUGCUACUCUGGUGAUCCUGAUCUUUGUGUGCUUUCAACAAAAAGCCUACGUCUCUGCAACCAACCUGCCUGUUCUUGCCCUUCUACUGCUUCUUUAUGGAUGGUCCAUCACUCCUCUUAUGUAUCCGGCUUCAUUCCUCUUCAAAAUCCCCAGCACUGCUUAUGUGGUGCUCACUAGUGUCAAUAUCCUGAUUGGGAUCAAUGGCAGCGUGUCCACUUUUGUCAUGGACUUAUUUGGAAGUAAUGAGGUUGGUGGCCUAAAUGACAUCCUGAAGAACGUUUUGCUCAUCUUCCCGCAUUUCUGCCUGGGUCGAGGUCUCAUCGACAUGGUGAAGAAUCAGGCCAUGGCUGAUGCCCUGGAGAGAUUUGGUGAGAACCGUUUCCGUUCUCCAUUGGAGUGGGACAUGGUGGGCAAGAAUCUUUUUGCUAUGGCUGUGGAAGGAUUGGUUUUCUUCAUCAUCACAGUCCUUAUCCAGUACCGUUUUUUCUUUAAACCCAAGUCUUUAAGUGCCAAGUUGACUCCGAUUGGAGAGGAAGAUGAGGAUGUGGCCAGAGAGAGGCAGAGAAUCAUGAGUGGAGCUGGACAGGGAGACAUUCUUGAACUCAGACAACUCACUAAGGUGUACAAGCGGAAACAGAAGCCCGCUGUCGAUCGUCUGUGUGUUGGCAUUCCUCCGAGUCAGUGUUUUGGUCUGCUUGGUGUCAACGGAGCUGGAAAGACAAGUACUUUUAAAAUGCUGACUGGAGACUCUGUGGUCACCAAAGGAGAAGCAUUCUUGGCUGGGAAAAGUAUACUCCGAGAAAUAGAUGAAGUACAUCAGAACAUGGGCUACUGCCCUCAGUUUGAUGCCAUCAAUGAUCUGCUGACAGGACGGGAACACCUGGAAUUCUAUGCCAUCCUGCGCGGUGUACCCGAGAAUCAAGUUUGUGAGGUGGCGGAGUGGGGUAUCCGUAAACUAGGCCUCGUGAAGUACGUGGAUAAGAAAGCAGGAAGCUACAGUGGUGGCAACAUGCGCAAACUCUCCACCGCCAUAUCACUCAUUGGAGCCCCACCAGUGGUCUUCCUGGAUGAGCCCACCACUGGAAUGGACCCCAAAGCACGACGAGCACUGUGGAACUGCAUCCACAGCGUCAUCAAAGAGGGACGCUCUGUCGUACUUACCUCACACAGUAUGGAGGAAUGUGAAGCGCUGUGCACCAGGAUGGCCAUCAUGGUGAACGGCAGGUUCCGCUGUCUGGGUAGCGUCCAGCACCUGAAGAACAGAUUUGGCGAUGGGUACACCAUAAUUCUGAAGGUUGCGGGCCCAGAUCCUGACCUGCAGCCGGUGAUGAAGUUCAUUGAGAGCGAGCUGCCAGGAAGCACCCUGAAAGAAAAACACAGAAACAUGCUGCAAUACCAGCUUCCCUCGUCCCUCACCUCCCUCGCUCACAUCUUCAGCAUCCUCGCUAAGAACAAAGAGUUUCUCAGGAUAGAAGACUACUCUGUGUCCCAAACCACUCUGGACCAGGUAUUUGUUAACUUUGCCAUGGACCAGAGUGACGAUCACUCAGACAGCUCCAUUCAUCGUAAAGACACAGCAAUCAACAUGGCCCUCCUGAGCCCUCUGUCUGCUAAAGAGAACACGGAGAAGCCAGUAGAAAGCUUUGUGUGAGCCGGAGACUCUCUUUACACUACAUGCUAACUGAAACAAGUGGAUUCCACAUAUUUCACAAUGUUUCUGUGGCCUUUGAGUUGCGGUCUGCCGUUCUGACCUCUGUGUGAAGAUAAACGUCUUCACCGGUCAGCGGAGAAGCAGAUACUGCAGCUGAGACACUCAAUGCAAGUCAAUGCAAAAAGAAAUUAAAAAGACUUCCCUCAUGUUUCUAGCCUGGCUGAAUCCAAACCACGUUAGUCACAGUGUUAAAAACUUGAAGCCAAAAUUUCUGGACAGACUCUAUUUUGUGCAGUCGUCGACAGAGAUCGAUUUUCAUCGUGCAAUAUAAUCGGCUCGAUGGAAUAAUACCAAUGAUCGAUAAUUCAGGGUCAGUGUAUUUGUAUUUUAUUUUUUAUUAAGACUAGAAGACUGGGAAUCACAUGCUGAAGAAUCAGAAUCGUUUGUGUGGCCCAGGGCUGAACUGCAAAACUGGAAACUGUACUAUGUUAAAAUGAUUUUGUCCUUGAUAUGUCUUUAUUUAUAAACAAGCAAUUGUUUUAGGUGUUUUAAAUAGUCAGAAGGGGCAUUAUUUUAUAGGCUGUUCUAUCCAAGAGUGCCUCAUGUUAUCUUAAUACUUGUCUUUGUGCAUGGGCGAAACAAAAAAGUGAUUGACUUCGUAGUAAAAAAAAAAUAUAUAUAUAUAUAAAAAAUAAUAAAAGAAAGUUUAUACAACUAAGCUUUUGGGUUACAAUAUGUAACAUACCUCGACUGACAAGGGACAUCCUAGUGGAUGCUCCAGGAGUCGCAUGAACAACUUCGAAGGAAAUCAUUUAAAACAUACCAUUUAUGUGCCUUCUUUCAUAUAAGGGCAUCUGGUCUGCCCUUCAUUGGAUCUCUGGACAAUUAAAUUCAGAAAUCAAUAAACAACACUGAUUCCAGCUGUAUAACAUAGCUGUUCAUUACAGUAAGUGUGAUCUCUGUCCAUACAUUGGAUUGUUAAAUCAGUAUUUUGGAUCUCAUUGGGAUUGGCGACAGCGUUGUCCGCCUUUCAUCCAAGCACUUUACUUGCUGUGUUAAUUGGAAUUUAUUUAAAGUCAAAAUGUGUUAAUUUUUUUUGCACUGGAUUCUCCACAGACAAUGUUUUUACUGUUUGUCAUUUACGGUUUAGUAUUGGUUUGGGUUCGACCAAAACCACAGAACAACAACAACAAAAAAAACCUUCAAGGAAAAAAACGUUUUAGUGCCACAGUGAUGUUCCUCAUUUAAUACCUGUUUACAUUUCAAAUUUAUGGCUGUGGAUUGUAUGUUACUCGCUUUGUACACUUACUGUAUUUAAACAAUUAAAUGACAAUUCUACAACCCUAA
Molecule: messenger RNA, 3807 nt
Organism: Carassius auratus (goldfish)
Lineage: Eukaryota; Metazoa; Chordata; Actinopteri; Cypriniformes; Cyprinidae
Product: ATP-binding cassette sub-family A member 1-like
Exons: 18
Coding region: 1-2460 (819 amino acids)
Biological process (GO): lipid transport; transmembrane transport
Cellular component (GO): intracellular membrane-bounded organelle; membrane
Molecular function (GO): ATP binding; lipid carrier activity; ABC-type transporter activity
Source: RefSeq, a predicted model, not a curated record